Colletotrichum godetiae is the source of this 645-nucleotide messenger RNA. RefSeq lists its product as uncharacterized. The record is from RefSeq and is a predicted model, not a curated record. The transcript has a single exon. The coding region runs from base 1 to 645 and encodes 214 amino acids. Lineage: Eukaryota; Fungi; Ascomycota; Sordariomycetes; Glomerellales; Glomerellaceae.
AUGGACAGAAGCAACACGAAUUCUUCUUACCUAAUGUCCGAGCUCAAUGAAGAACAAAGGCAAACUUUGAGAACCUUGGCCAAUCUUUCAGAGGCAAACUUUGGAAGAGCCACGGUUCUAGCUACCCUUCACAUGAUCUCUCGCGGCUCUUAUGUAACAUCUACCCCUCUCAGAGAGUGGCAACCUCCAAGCACUACCACAACUGUACCAGACAAUCUCGACAUUGAGAACCUUCCAGGUCGAAGUGAUUUCUGCAACGAUGCUUCGUGUCCUUUCAACUCCUUCAACUCCCCUGCAAAUCCCUCCGACAACUCUGCCCCUCAAAAUGCAGCUCGUGGGUUUUUCUUUGGCGAUGGUCCAAUUUUCACGCUCGAUCAUGAGCUCUGCGAAGAUUAUACGAGCAUGUGUGGAGCUGAUUACUACUACGAUUUGUCCGAGUACUCUGACCCCUCCGAGCCAUCUGGAGAUGACAGCCAGGUGGAAGAUCUUGACAACUUUGGCAAGAUUUCGGUAGAUAUUGAUGAUUAUGUUUACCUUGAAGCGGAUGGACAUGAGCUAGACUCCGAGGGGCUUGGGUUGCCAGAUUUGAGAUAUGACUUUGAGAGUAUGGUGUGUACAAAUGAAGAAGACGAAAACGAAGACUAA